This is a messenger RNA of Myripristis murdjan (pinecone soldierfish), 1305 nucleotides long. Its product is annotated as protein asteroid homolog 1-like. NCBI's taxonomy places the organism in Eukaryota, Metazoa, Chordata, Actinopteri, Holocentriformes, Holocentridae. The transcript has a single exon. The coding region runs from base 1 to 1305 and encodes 434 amino acids. The record is from RefSeq and is a predicted model, not a curated record. Gene Ontology annotation, molecular function: nuclease activity.
AUGGGGAUUCAAGGCUUGAUCAGCUUCAUCGAGGCCAACAGUCAGAUCUACCGGGACGUCCAGUUCAGGGACAGCCGGCUGGUGGUGGAUGGCCGUAACCUGACCUUCUACCUGUACUACACCGUGGGUCUGGAGCAGACGUACGGCGGGGAGUAUGCUGCGUUUGCGGACCUGAUCGAAAGGUUCGUCAAAGCGCUGAGGGGCUGCGGGAUCCAGCCCUACGUGGUGCUGGACGGAGGCAGUGACCACACUGAUAAGAAGCUGGAGACCAAGAAAAAACGAUCCGAGGCACUGAUCCAAACAGCCCAUGAAAAAUCACUGGGUAGGCGGACCUGGGGAGAGAUCCUGCCCCCAAUGUGCAGCUCGCUGUUCAGACAGACCCUGGUCCGGCUGGAGGUCCCGGUGGUCCAGUGCUUCUUAGAGGCAGACCGGGAGGUCGCCGCUCUGGCAAGUGAGUGGCAGUGUCCGGUGCUCUCCAAAGACAGCGACUUCUACAUCUUUGACCUGCCGGCGGGGCUGCUGCCCAUCCCCCAUUUCCAGUGGGAGGUGGCGGAGUGGAAAGGCUACGUCCCCUGUAAGAUCUACACCGCCUGCAGCUUCUGCUCCUUCUACAACAUCCAGCGCCGCGUCCUGCCCGCCUUCGCCGCACUGGCUGGGAACGACUAUGUGAAGCUGGAAGACAUGGGGGUGACCCUCUGGCUUGAAACCCAUGAGAAAACCAGAUCAGGCUACCUGGAGGCGCUACUCCGCUGGCUGAGGGGCUUCCAGGAGCCCAUGAAGGCCCUGGAGGCGGCGCUGAAGCUGAUGGGAGAGGUGAGCAGUCAGAAAGAGGCGGAGGUCCUGCAGAGCUUGUCUGUGGGCAUGGAGGAGUACCAGCUGCCUCCCAGCGCCCUGAGCCGGUUCUUUACUGAUGGGACAGUGCCUCCCUUCCCUCCGGAGGACCAGGCUCUGGUCCCGGACUGGUUCCGCCUGCCUUUCACCGAGGGCCGGCUGGACAAAGCCAUCCUGAACGUGCUGCGGCUGAGGAGGGUCCGCCUUCCUGUCAUGGUGGAGCACAGCAGCCUGCCCAGCUCCCAUCUCACCUCCCGGCCGAUCCGCCAGGUGAUGUACGGGCUGCUGCUGGGCGAGGAGGAGGUGGAGGAGUACGACCGGGAGGGCCUCCAGCCGGCCAGCUUCAUGGUCCGGUCGGUCUGCCGAGGAGCCGCUGGGCAGCUGAGCCUGGACUCCCUGGAUAAGGUAUCUCAUUUUUACAGUCACAAUAUACUGCCACCUUCCGACUACGAACAACAACAGCAAUGCUAUUGA